UCUUGUUAUAACUGCUUGUCAUACAUUUUACCGUAACCAGUUGGCUUUUAAGAUAUGUGCCGGUGCCAUGGUCACUGCUAGUGUUUUCCUUGGUCCUGUAGCCUUCUGUUUUGGCACCUCUUUUCACCACACAAUGAGACCAUUAAUGUGGAUUGAAAUGAUGCUCAUUUUGUCUCAGGCCUCUGGCGCUAGUGGUGUGGAUUGGAAAGCUAAUUACCCAAAGGUUGUUUUUACCAAUAUGGAAGAUGAUGUGACCAUACCAUGCAAUGUUACCUAUCCCACAUCCCCAUCUAAAAAGCCUAUCCAGGCCUACUGGAAACGCCUGGGACCAACUGAACUAAACAUCACUGAUAAUGACAAGAAUGAAUUCCUCUAUCACCCCAACAACACAUUCGUCAUCAAGAGUUUUCAGACCAGGACCAUGCUGAUAGGAAAUGUCAGUAAGGGAAACUGCUCCCUGGAGAUCAAGAGAAUUCAAAAUGGCGACAUGGGGCCCUUCUACUUCAGAAUUGCCACUGGAGCCAACAACUUCAGUUUUAUUAAAGAACUUGUCUACAUUAACAUAUCUGGAACCUCCGGGACUAUUCCAACCAUACCAAAGGACAAGUCAAACACAGGUGAUUCCACGACUACUGUCCCACUAACCACAGAAUUGCGUGAGGAAGGGCUGUCCAUGACCAUAUCUAUUGCCAUUGCGGUCCCAGUGGUUGCAGUUCUACUGGUUUCUGUAUUGGGGAGUGUUUGGUUCUUCAAGUACAGGAAAAGGUCCAGGUGUGUCAUCACUAAGCAAGAGUCUGGGUAUUAUGCUAAUUUCACCAUGACAACUCCAACGACCAAACCUGAAAGAGUCAAAACUACAAAGAAGAAAGAUGAUGCCCAAGUUCCUCCUCCAAAGGUCAUCGAUGAGCCCGUCUAUGGCAACGUCCAGUAUCCAAACGAUCCGAUGGACGGUAUGGAUCAAAUGGACAGUGUAUAUGCAAAUGUGGAUGAUGUAAAACAGUGAUAAAGCCGCAACUCAGACAUCAGCAUUGCUUAAUAAUACUUGUUGUGUGUGUGUUUGUUUUUUAUCUUGAUUGUUUUCUUGUCGAAAGGCAGCUUACAGAGUGUCAGCCCUCAUUUCUCACAUCCUGUUUGACUUUCACUUGGUUAGACAAAAAUAUGUGCAGUUUGUUUGUUAAAUGUAAUAUACAUAAUUCAGUAUGUAACUAUUUUUGAAAGGACUGACUUUCAAAUAAGCAUAGUUACUGAGAUGAUAUGCUUCCGGUUGUUUGAUUCAAUCUAUGUCAAAACAUUUCACACAAAAACAGCUCUCGCAGUCCUAUAUUGACAAGCAUUCGCAACUAAACGUAACAUUUGUUCUGAGUUGGACAGAAACAUAAUGUUGCCAGAAAUUUAACAAUCUUUCUGGGUAGUCACGAGUGAAUGAAGUCAAACACAUGAGAUUGACGUGUCAAAGUGAAUACAUUUUUAGAGUUUUGA
Messenger RNA from Coregonus clupeaformis (lake whitefish), 1479 nucleotides. RefSeq lists its product as uncharacterized. The transcript is spliced from 9 exons. The coding region runs from base 68 to 1003 and encodes 311 amino acids. The record is from RefSeq and is a predicted model, not a curated record. Lineage: Eukaryota; Metazoa; Chordata; Actinopteri; Salmoniformes; Salmonidae.